AUGGAUUCUCCCAUUGUGGCCCAUCUCUUCCGCCAGCUGUUUCGGCAUCGCCCUCGCGGGUGUCAAGGCCUGCGCAAUGGCCUCGCCAGCAGACAGAGGCAGCCGAGUCGCGGCAUCGGCACAAGGCCGUCGAUCGAUCGCGGCAUGAAGACCAACGAGAGUCGCUGGCAGCAGCGGACGCACAUUUUGCCCGAGGACCGAAGAGAAGAGUUUGCGCAGUAUCCGUACAUCUCGCUGCAGGAGCUGAAGAAGAGGACGGAGCGGCCGCGGAAAGUGAAGAUGCUGCUUCGGGAUUUUAUAGACGAUAGUCUGUACAAUCCCUCGUACGGCUACUUCUCCAAAGAGGCCGUCAUCUUCAGUCCCGGCGAGCCCUUCGACUUCAAUGCCAUGCGUGACGAGCUCGAGUUCCAGGCCGAGCUGGGCCGGCGAUACACCGACUUCGAAGACCUGCUCGACGAGAAAGAAGGCGACAGCCCGACCAGACAGCUGUGGCACACGCCCACGGAGCUCUUCAGGCCGUACUACGGCGAGGCCAUUGCCCGGUACCUCGUCUCCAACUACCGCCUCACGACGUACCCCUACGACGACCUGCUCAUCUUCGAAAUGGGCGCCGGGCGAGGAACCCUCAUGCUCAACGUCCUCGACUACAUCCGCGCCGCCGACCCCCAAGUCUACGCCCGCACCAAAUUCAACAUCAUCGAAAUCUCCUCCUCCCUCGCCGCCAUGCAGAACCGCCACCUCCUCUCCACCGCCGAGUCCCGCGGCCACGCCGACAAGGUCGACAUCAUCAACAAGUCCAUCUUCGAGUGGGACCGCUACGUCCCCUCGCCCUGCUUCUUCCUCGCCAUGGAGGUCUUUGACAACUUCUCUCACGACGGCAUCCGCUACGACGUCACCACCGAGGAACCCUUGCAGGGCCACGUGCUCAUCGACGGCGACGGCGACUUUUACGAGUUUUACGUCCACGAGCUGGAUCCCCUGGCCGCGAGAUUCUUCCGCGUCCGCCACGCCGCCACCGGCGGAAACUAUCCCAAGCCGUACCCUUCCAACCCUCUCCUCCGCCAUCUGUCCACCAAGAUGCCCUUUGCCGCCAACCUCUCCCCCGCCGAGUUCAUCCCCACCAGGCUCAUGCAGUUCUUCGACGUCCUGGAAAAGUACUUCCCCGCGCACCGUCUCCUCACGUCCGACUUCGACGCUCUCCCCCAGGCCAUCAAGGGCCUCAACGCUCCCGUCGUGCAGACCCGUUUCCAACGAAGAAUGGUCCCCGUCACAACCCCCCUUGUCCACCAGGGCUACUUUGACAUCCUCUUCCCCACAGACUUCAACAUCACCGAGGCCAUUUACCGGGCCAUCACCGGCAAGUUGACCCGCGUCAUGUCCCACGGAGACUUCAUGCGUCGGUGGGCCUAUGUCGAGGACACGGAGACGCGCAGCGGAGAGAAUCCCCUCCUGUCGCAUUAUAGAAACGCCAGUGUCAUGGUUACUGUAUAA
Molecule: messenger RNA, 1491 nt
Organism: Trichoderma aggressivum f. europaeum
Lineage: Eukaryota; Fungi; Ascomycota; Sordariomycetes; Hypocreales; Hypocreaceae
Exons: 3
Coding region: 1-1491 (496 amino acids)
Cellular component (GO): mitochondrion
Molecular function (GO): protein-arginine omega-N symmetric methyltransferase activity
Source: RefSeq, a predicted model, not a curated record